AUAAACAAGACUAUCUUUGAUUACCAACCUCCACUCCGCUUCCUCCGUAACUUCCAGUUUCACCUCCUCCUUAGCCACCUCCCUCACGACCACCACCACCGUAUCCUUUUCCAGCACAACCUCCACCAGAUCUGUAACCUCUGCUAUGUCUCUCGUAACCACCAUCGCGUCCUCCAUUUCCGCCACCAUCUUCGUAUUCAUUACCGCCUCCACUGCGGUAUCCGCCACCAACUCCAUCACGGGCUCCUCCACCGUCUUGAGCAAAUGGGUGGCUCUGAGACCUCCACCUUCAAGACCUUAUGGACAUGGAACUUUGGUUUCUUUACAAACCACGAGACCUCCACCUCCAAGGCCUUAUGGACAUGGAACUUUGGUUUCUUUACAAACCAUGUUUGCAAAGACCUCCGCCUCCAAGACCUUAUGGAUAUA
Molecule: messenger RNA, 429 nt
Organism: Arabidopsis thaliana (thale cress)
Lineage: Eukaryota; Viridiplantae; Streptophyta; Magnoliopsida; Brassicales; Brassicaceae
Exons: 4
Source: RefSeq, marked reviewed